GUGAACUCCCGGCAAAGCAUGACAACCGUGUGCUUUUGAGCUAAAUAGCUGCGUAAUUCCGAAAACACUGAUUUUUAAUUUUCUCAAGAUACAACUUUGAAAGGACCAACGCCAAAAUGAGUUUACUGGCCAAAAUAGCCGAAAUCGAGAACGAGAUGGCUCGGACUCAGAAGAAUAAGGCCACCGCUCAUCAUCUGGGGCUCCUGAAGGCCAGAUUAGCCAAACUGAGGAGAGAACUCAUCACCCCUAAAGGAGGCAGUGGAGGAGGCACUGGAGAGGGUUUUGAUGUGGCUAAAACCGGUGAUGCCCGAAUAGGUUUUGUGGGCUUCCCAUCAGUAGGCAAAUCCACUCUUCUGAGUAACUUGGCUGGUGUGUAUUCUGAAGUGGCUGCCUAUGAAUUCACAACACUGACAACUGUACCAGGAGUGAUCCGUUACAAAGGAGCGAAAAUCCAGCUUCUGGAUCUCCCAGGUAUCAUUGAGGGGGCAAAAGACGGCAAAGGAAGAGGACGACAAGUCAUUGCUGUUGCUCGCACUUGUAACCUGAUUCUGAUUGUCUUGGAUGUACUGAAGCCCCUCGGACACAAGAAGCUUAUUGAACACGAGUUGGAAGGUUUUGGUAUUCGGCUCAACAAGCAACCACCAAAUAUUGGCUUCAAGAAGAAAGACAAGGGCGGAAUCAACUUCACUGCCACUUGUGCCCAAAGUGAGCUGGACGGUGACACUGUCAAAAGCAUCCUUUCCGAGUAUAAGAUCCACAAUGCAGAUAUUACCCUACGCAGCGACGCUACAGCCGAUGACCUUAUUGACGUGGUGGAGGGAAACCGGGUUUACAUUCCCUGCAUCUAUGUCCUCAACAAAAUCGACCAAAUCUCCAUCGAGGAGCUGGACGUUAUCUACAAAAUCCCUCACUGCGUGCCCAUCUCCGCUCACCACCGCUGGAACUUUGAUGACCUGUUGGAAAAGAUCUGGGAUUACCUGCAACUAGUGCGCAUCUACACAAAGCCGAAGGGACAGCUUCCUGAUUACACAGCACCUGUCGUUCUUCCAGACGGAAGGACCGCUGUCGAGGACUUCUGCCUAAAGAUUCACAAAAACCUCAUCAAAGAAUUCAAAUAUGCGCUGGUGUGGGGCUCGUCGGUCAAGCACAACCCGCAGAAAGUCGGCAAAGACCACGUGAUGGAAGAUGAGGAUGUAAUCCAGCUGGUCAAGAAAUAAAAGGACUCCGAUGCCUUGCAUGAUCAGUACACUUCUCAUUAGAAGUGAUAAGACAUUCAUAAAUGCCCCAGAGGUUUCCCAUGGCACCAUUUUGCUGUUUCUCCAUUUGUAUUUUUGGACUUGGAAAAAGUAUGAUUGUUAAUCCAUGCAAAUGCAUCCAGCAGAUUAAAUAAUGUGUCUCCUUAUGGUUGGAUAUGCAUCACAAAUGGCUUGAAUGCAGUUACAGAAUAAUUGCAUCUGCAAAACCAAUAAAAGACUGUAAUACAUGAUGCAAAA
This is a messenger RNA of Danio rerio (zebrafish), 1493 nucleotides long. RefSeq names its product developmentally regulated GTP binding protein 1 (gene drg1). The record is from RefSeq and is marked provisional. Gene Ontology annotation, molecular function: GTP binding; metal ion binding; magnesium ion binding. Gene Ontology annotation, cellular component: cytoplasm; nucleus. Lineage: Eukaryota; Metazoa; Chordata; Actinopteri; Cypriniformes; Danionidae.